AACACCUUCUUUAACCCCUCUCUUUUUCUCCUUCCUUUUCUCUGCUCUUUGCCAAUAACCAAAGGCUCUCUUUUUUCUUGGUCUCUUAUUCUGUCAAGUUUUAGUUUUUGGUUUCAAGAUUUUCUUGAAAUCUCCACCCAAAAUCUCUGAAAAAAUACCAAGAAAGUGCCUUUUUGUUCAUUUUCUUCUGUUGUUAUCAGGCUGGGCCUCAACAGGAGAAAUCUAGCCUUGAUAUAUAUAUUUACUAAGAAUUAAUUAUCACUGGUUUUAUUAUUUUAGCUAAUCUUAAUGCUACCCCUAGUAUUUCUAAUCUUUGAAAUUCAUGUCUGCAAUUCUCAGUGAACUGUUUCUUUCGGGGUUUAUGAUAAAUUCCACAUAUAGGCGCAGGGCCCAUUUGGUGCAAUCUUUCUCAGUUGUUUUCCUCUACUGGUUUUACUACAUUUCAUGAUUUUCCUCCUCUCCCCCUAAAUAAGUAUUAACC
Molecule: messenger RNA, 481 nt
Organism: Nicotiana tabacum (common tobacco)
Lineage: Eukaryota; Viridiplantae; Streptophyta; Magnoliopsida; Solanales; Solanaceae
Source: RefSeq, a predicted model, not a curated record